CAUAUUGCGCGACGGUUAUUUUGAUUCGUAUGUGUCGGAAGCGAGGAAAAAAAAAGGAAAAAGAAAAAGACUAGUGGGGGGGGGGAAGGAGAAAAUAAUAAAGAAGAGGAGUGAAGGAUUAAAGGAAACGGAAGAAGAAGAGAAGUUUGUGUGAGUAAAACAAAAAAGUUAAGAAAUCCCCCGGAGUGUGUGAAAGAUAGAGUGAAGGGGGGGGGGCGACGUACAGACUCGGUAAGCCCCCCACCACCACCACCACCACCACCAACCCCCCCACACCCCCGGACUCUGAAGUAAAGUUACGCCGUCCUCAGCGCACUUAGGCCCGGCUCCGAGUUCCUCCUCCUGCCCGGCCCUGACACUGACACCGACACCGAGACGGAGACAGACGGAGAGAAGCCUCGGUCUCGGGCGGCUCCGGUGUGGAAGGCGGCCCGGGGAGCGGCGGCGGACACGGACACGAAACAGAAAGCUUUCCCUCGUAUGUAUAGGCCUCACAGACAUACAUGCUCCAGUGAAGUCCAUCCCAAUCUUUAUACAUCAAGUGUGAAGUGUACAGCAGACCUGCUUUAGACCCGUGAGCUCUACAGAAGCAGUGGCUUUAGAAACAAAAGAUGCUGUGAUAGAGCAAGAGUGUGUGCAUGAGUGUGUGCGCUGAGCUCCACCCCGCUCCGUCCUGCCAGUCCCCGAAUGGCACAGGGAAAUCAGCAGAUUGACACUCAAGUUCUGCAAAAACUGCGUCAGAAGUUUCCAGAAGUGCCAGAGGGCGUGGUCUCUCAGUGUGUCCUACAGAAUAAGAACGACUUGGCAGCGUGUUGUGAGUACCUUACCCAGGUGAGUCCCGGCUUCCUGUACAGUGAGGGCAGCCCGAGUGUGACGGACCUGCGCAAUCACAUGACACAGCUCAACGUGGGCGUGACACAGAAUACCCAUGGUGCCGUGCAGCGCGAGCCAGUGAGGAUGAACGGCAGCAGGACUCUCUCACACAGCCUGAGUGACGGGCCUGUCAACGGUCCCCCGACCCCGGCCUCUGACUUCUACCAGGCAGAGUCUCAGUCACACACACACGCGCCUGCCGCCUUCUGUGUAAUGGAGCAGACGCGAAAGCCACAGCCACCGCAUCAUCUCGGCCUGUACCAGCUUGGGGUCAAAGGUCAGGUCUCGUCUACGCCACUUCCCGCUACGCCCCGUUUUAACCCCAUCACAGUGACUUUGGCCCCCAAUGCUGGCCGGAACACGCCCACCUCGCUGCACAUCCAUGGUGGGCCUCAGGCCGGCCCCAACAGCCCCAACUCCAUCUAUAUCCGGCCCUACGUCGCCCAGAUCUCACACCCGGGCGGCCCGCACCACCAGACCUCGCACGUUUACAUGCCCAUCAGCUCUCCCACCAACCCGCAGCCCCCUUCGGCCUUUCAGGCUCCGUCCACUGCGGCCUCUCAGGCCUCUUCCUCAUCCUCCUCGUCGUCAUCCUCAUCAGUGCCUUCAUCUUUACCACCGAUGGCGGCGGCCCCGUCGCUCGCGUCCUCCUUCAGCCAGUUUAACAUCCAGAACAUCUCCACAGGGCCUAGAAAGAACCAGAUCGAGAUCAAGCUCGAAUCUCCGCAGAGAGUGGGCGGAGCUGCUGCCGCCGGCGCUGCCACAGCGACCCUGAUGUGCUCCGCUUCUGCGCCUCGACCAGCCUCGGCUUCUGGGUCGUCGUCCUGCCCGUCACCUUCUUCUUCGUCCUCCACUCCGCUCUCCAUAGAGGGUGCGGGGCUUAGCCGAAGCCAGCCCACUGUCUAUAUCGCAGCUUCUCCUCCCACCGCCGCUGCCAUGGCGGCACCGUCAGAUGAGUGUGCGCUGAUUCCUCCUUCUGGACGCUCACAGCCCAAAUUCUACAUCUCGGCUAACGCAGCUUCAGAUGAGAGCGGCACUCGGAACCCACCCACAGUCUACAUAUCGGCCAAUCCCACUCAUCCUGGAGUGACGGGAGGGCGAAGCCUAAGUGGCCAAGUCAGCAUGGGUCCUGCCUACAUCCAUCACCACCCACCCAAAUCCCGCAGCUCGGUGGGGGCAGGAGGCGUAGCUACAUCGCCACGUGUCGUAGUGACGCAACCCAACACCAAAUACACCUUCAAGAUCACGGUCUCGCCGAACAAGCCCCCAGCCGUGUCUCCUGGGGUGGUGUCGCCCACCUUUGAGCCCACCAACAUGCUCAGCGUGCCCGCCGAUCAGCACUACCCCGAGCCAGAGGCCAUCACUCUGCCCGAGCCGCUCUCCCCCAACCGAGACAUGAGGGCCACAGAGAGCCGCCGGCCUAGCAUGGGCUCUGACGACGCUGCAUACACACAGGCAUUGUUGGUGCAUCAAAAGGCGCGCAUGGAACGUCUGUGUCACGAGCUCAAGCUGAAAAAGAAGAACCUGGAGAAACUCAAAGAAGAGGUGAACGAGAUGGAGAACGACCUCACGAGGAGACGACUACAGAGGUCCAACUCGGUGUCUCAGAUACCGUCUCUUGAUGAGAUGCAGCAGCUGAGGUGUAAGAACAGGUUACUGCAGAUCGACAUCGACUGUUUAACUAAAGAGAUCGACCUCCUGCAGACGCGUGGACCACACUUCAAUCCCAGUGCGAUCCAUAACUUCUACGACAACAUCGGCUUCCUCGGGCCUGUCCCCCCAAAACCCAAAGGUACUCCGGCAGCAGAGUCGGGCAGUAAAAAUAUGAAGACGGUGUCCGAGGCUGAAGACGACGACGGGGUUCAGUGGGGUUGUACAGCCUGCACCUUCCUCAACCAUCCCGCCCUCAUCCGCUGUGAACAGUGUGAAUUUCCACGACAUUUCUGAGCCCCUGAUACACACACACACACACACACACACACACACACACACACUUAUAGGCUAGGCUUUAUUACAGACAACUUGCAGAAAUAUGGACAUGAAUGGUAUGUGUGUGUUUCUUCGCUCAACCAUUUAUCUCUCUUGCUGUCUGUGUCUCUCUUAUUUAGCCCUUCGUCUUUCUUUCUGAGGUGUGUGUCAUGCUGCCCACUGAAGACUGGAUAAUGUUUACAGAUUUUCCUCUGCUUCUGUCUGUCAAGCCAAGCUGAGCUCUGUACGUCUGUGUGUGUCUGAGUGUGUGUGUGCGUGAGUGUUUGAAUGUAGGUAUCCUUCACAGACUCCAUAUCAAAUCUUAGUCUAGCCUGAAACAGUAUUAUAAAAGUGUGAGUGUGUAAGCACGCGCACACACACACACACACACACACACACACACGUGCCAAUGUGCCUUCCGGAAACCUUUGAGAGCCUUGUCUCUCUCACCUGAAGGGAAUAACCUUACAGACUACUUUCUGGACUUCGCUCUCUUUCUUUUCCCAGAUGGAUGUUGGGAACGAUCUGUGGAAUUUCUGCCCAAAAACCGGAGUUUCUUCUCCAUGCGCUUUCGUUUCACUAAGAGAGGAAAAACAAAAACGGAAAAAAUAAAUAAAUAAAUAAAAUAAAACUUAGCGGACGAAGAACUGAACCUACUCUGCAUGCUUUAGAUGUACAGUUUACAAACGGAGACUCCGCCCACCUAAGCUUUUACUGUACAUAGUGUUAGAAUGAGCUUUAAAAUGCUGGGUUUAUUUUCCCUUCCCUUUCUCUCUCUCUCUCUCUCUCUCUCUCUCUCCUCACAUGUAUUUUCUGUAAUUAUAGCACCAUAGACUUCAUUUACUUUAAUUUGUUGGGUGUUUGUUGUUGUUGCUGAAAAACAGACGAGUACGGUUUUCCCUCUUUUGCCUUCAGCGUGAACGGCGUCACACUUUCUUUUCCAGUGUACGGGCUGCAGACGCAGCAAAAAAAAAAAAAAGAAAUAAG
Messenger RNA from Hemibagrus wyckioides, 3828 nucleotides. RefSeq names its product TGF-beta activated kinase 1 (MAP3K7) binding protein 2 (gene tab2). The record is from RefSeq and is a predicted model, not a curated record. NCBI's taxonomy places the organism in Eukaryota, Metazoa, Chordata, Actinopteri, Siluriformes, Bagridae. Gene Ontology annotation, biological process: positive regulation of protein kinase activity. Gene Ontology annotation, molecular function: ubiquitin binding; K63-linked polyubiquitin modification-dependent protein binding. Bases 688 to 2820 code for a protein of 710 amino acids. The transcript has 8 exons.